AUGCCGAGAAAAAGGGACACGGCUUCACACGAUGAUGUUGAGGUAGAGAUUGACGGAGAGGAUGACAGUGAUGACGGUGGCACCCCGAGGAGAGGGAACAAGAGGCAGGGAGCUGGGAGAGGAGGUGCAAAGGGAAGAGGCCGGGGGAAGAAACCUGCCAGCGAGGACGAAGACGAGGAUGAUGAGGAUGAAGCUCCCAAGGGACGCAGGGGGGCAAACAAGAAGAAGCCCACCAAGAAACGGGGGCGGGGGGGCAAAAAUGAUAGUGAUGAUGAUGAGAGUGAGGACGAGGCUCCCAAGGGGAAGCGAAAAGGAGCAGCCAAUAAGAAGAAAGGAGGCAAAGCUCAGGACAGUGAUGAGGACAGUGAUGUGGGGAAAGGAAAAAGAGGAAAGAAGGGAGGGGGAAAGAAAGGAGGGAAGGAUGAGGAGGACAGUAAGGGUAAGAAAGGGGGUGCCAAAGGGAAGGACAAGGGGAAAGACAAGGACAAUGACAAGGACAAGAAGAAGAAGAAGAAAAAGGACGACAGUUCAUCUGAUUCCAACUCAAACUCUGAUGAGGAGGAGGAGUCCAUGUCGGAGGGAGAGAUGGCCCGGUUGAUGGAGGAGGUGGAGGAGAAAAAAAAACUGAUCGCCACCAUCAGGAACAAGCCGUGGAGGAUGAAGAGGAGGCUCGUACACCUGAAGGAGGCUCAAGAAUUUGUGGAUAAGUUUGAAGGAGCUUUGGGCAAAGGAAAAGGCAGGAAGUGGUACGCCUACAAAGUUAUGAUGACAAAGAAAUGGAUCAAGUUCCAGAGGGAUUUUGAGAAUUUCAGAACAGCCUGUAUCCCCUGGGAGAGGAAGAUCAAAGAGGUGGAGAGUCACUUUGGGUCAUCUGUGGCGUCUUACUUUAUCUUCCUGCGCUGGAUGUACGGCAUGAACCUGGUCCUCUUUGGUUUCACCUUUGGACUGGUGGUCAUCCCUGAGGUUCUGAUGGGCCUUCCCUACGGGGCCAUUCCCAGGAAGACUGUACCCAGAGCAGAUCAGGACACCGCUCAAGACUACUCUGUCCUCAUGGACUUCAACGGUUACUGCAAAUAUUCAGUCCUGUUCUACGGAUAUUACAACAACCAGAGGACCAUCGGCUUGCUGAAGUUCCGGCUGCCUCUGUCCUACCUCAUGGUCGGGAUCGGCACCUUCGGCUACAGCCUGAUGGUCGUGAUCCGCACAAUGGCCAAGAACGCUGACGUCGGCGGUGGAGACGGAGACGAAGGAGAGUUCACAUUUGCCUGGAAGAUGUUCACCAGCUGGGAUUACCUCAUAGGCAACUCAGAGACUGCUGACAACAAAUAUGCCUCCAUCACCACCAGCUUCAAGGAGUCCAUCGUGGAUGAGCAGGAGAACCAGAAGGAUGAGAACAUUCACCUGCGGAGGUUCCUCAGACUCCUGGCCAACGUCCUGAUCAUGUGCAGCCUUGGCGGCAGCGGAUACCUCAUCUACUUUGUGGUGAAGAGGUCUCAGGAGUUCGCCAACAGGGACGAUCUCAGCUGGUACGAGAAGAACGAGUUGGAGAUCAUCAUGUCUCUGCUGGGUCUGGUGUGUCCCCCUCUGUUUGAGACCAUCGCUGAGCUGGAGGACUACCAUCCUCGAAUCGCCCUCAAGUGGCAGCUCGGACGCAUCUUCGCCCUCUUCCUGGGAAACCUCUACACCUUUCUGUUCGCCCUGUUUGACGAGGUCAACACCAAGUUGGAAGAAGAGGAGUCCAUUAAGAACGCCACCAUCUGGGCCUGGAAGGAGUACACCGCCAACUACACGCGUCUGAUGAACGACACCGAUGCCAUCCCACCCCCCAUGAACCCUGCUGAUGUCAUCAGAGGACCCUGCUGGGAGACCGCCGUCGGCAUAGAGUUUGUGAAGCUGACGGUGUCGGACAUUCAGGUGUCCUACCUGACCAUCCUGAUCGGUGACUUUGCCAGAGCUGUCAUCGUUCGCUUCCUCAACUACUGCUGGUGCUGGGACCUGGAGGCUGGAUUUCCAUCAUAUGGAGAGUUUGACAUCAGUGGUAAUGUACUUGGAUUGGUCUUCAAUCAAGGGAUGAUCUGGAUGGGUGCGUUUUAUGCUCCUGGGCUGGUCGGCAUCAACGUGCUGCGCCUCCUCAGCUCCAUGUACUAUCAGUGCUGGGCUGUAAUGGCCACCAACGUCCCCCAUGAGAGAGUCUUCAAGGCCUCCAAGUCCAACAACUUCUACAUGGGUCUGCUGCUCCUCAUCCUCUUCCUCAGUCUCUUACCUGUCGUCUUCACCAUCAUGACCAUGCCGCCUUCAUUUGACUGCGGACCCUUCAGUGGGAAGGUGAAGAUGUUUGACGUGAUCAUGGAGACGAUUGAUUUGGACCUACCGGCCUUCUUGGGGACGCUUUUCAGCUAUGCAGCCAACCCAGGCCUCAUCAUACCAGCUGUACUGCUCAUGGUACUGGCCAUCUACUAUCUGAACUCAGUGUCUGAGGCCUAUCAAAACUCCAACAUAGAGCUGAAGAAGAAGAUGCAGAUGGCUCGGGAUGAAGAGAAGAACCGGAGGAACAACACAGACAGCACCAACCAGGUCAUGAAAGACCUGGAGGACCUGCUGCCCAACCAAUCUCUCGUGCGUCCACCAGAGCCUGAAAAGACACCUGAGCCAGAAGCAAGGCCAACUAAGACGAAGCCCGGGUCAGCCGGUAAAGGCGUUAACCUGCAGAAAGACGUGACACUGGCAUCGCCCAAUCCCAACGCUCGAGGGCCAGUGAGGCAGGCGCCAGGGCAAAGAGGACCUGGAGCGGGGCCGGGUCCUGGACCGGGCCGAGGCCGAGGCCGUGGGAGAGGGGCCCCUCCGAGAUAACAGUAUGAGCAAAUCACAUUCCUGCAAGCCGUGUUCAUCCCUCAGACAAUCUGUGUUCAUUUCACAACUGGAGACAUAAAUAGGCACAAAAACAAGGUGUUGAAAGUGUGGCAUUUCAGUUCCAAGGACCUUCAUUAGGUCUUCAUAUUUCCUUACUGAAAGCAAAAGUUCAAAGUUCACCAAUGUCCUUGGGCCAAGGUAUAAGCGCAAUAGUACUAAUAAUAAUUUCAUCACCUCCACUUCUUUGUACAUUAUUUUCAUAUUCUGAGACAAUGUAUUGUCUAUUUUUGCUCACAUAUACUAACGUUAUUGUGUGGUCACGUCUGUGCUCAGGCUGUUUUCGUUUUCUCUUACAUUUACACUGACUUUGUAAU
This is a messenger RNA of Sebastes umbrosus (honeycomb rockfish), 3224 nucleotides long. It is a transcript of the gene tmc2a, whose product is annotated as transmembrane channel-like 2a. Lineage: Eukaryota; Metazoa; Chordata; Actinopteri; Perciformes; Sebastidae. The transcript is spliced from 20 exons. Bases 1 to 2850 code for a protein of 949 amino acids. The record is from RefSeq and is a predicted model, not a curated record. Gene Ontology annotation, biological process: vestibular reflex; detection of mechanical stimulus involved in sensory perception of sound. Gene Ontology annotation, molecular function: mechanosensitive monoatomic ion channel activity. Gene Ontology annotation, cellular component: plasma membrane.